ACCACGAUUGGUUGAUACUUUUCUUCCACCAUAAAGAUCAAAUCGUUUGUGCAUUAUCUAUACGUUCCGACGUUUUUUAAUUUAAAAGAAGGCAUUCUAGAUAUUAUUUCCUUUCAACAUCGUACGUAACAUUUGCAACGCGUGCGAUAAUAUUCUGUAGAUACUCUAACAUUUUGGUUAUUUCGUUCACGCGAGGAAAGGGUAAAGAAUACUCUCUUUCGAGUUUAUCUGUUUAUAUUCAAUACAACCGAUAGGACUAGUAUUAGUUGUUGAAAUUGGAUGGUUUAACAGCUUUUCUCUGUAAAAGCACAUCCAAAAAUAAUGAACGCGUGUUACACGACUUGUUUCUAAUAAUCAGCUGACUUCCGGAACUAAUACCACAGAAAAUGUUAGCGAGACCUUUUAUUCUUUUCGCUUGAUAUAUAAGAGCAAUAACAGCAUUCCCAUAAGCCAACAAGAUUUUUAUUCGAGGCCAAUUUCGUUCACCGAAGACUGAUACUUACGUUUAACCGUUUGUAAUCUGAACUUGUUUCGAGAUUAACUUCUAAUCAUCAUAUAAUUGUGGAACUAUCGGAGAAUAGUUUAUAGAUAAUUAUUUUUGGAACCUUGAAAAUAACAUGAAUUCUGAGGAAGGUACAAGUAGCAAUCAGAACAGUAGUAUAACAAGAGUAGAAGGAAGCCUAAAGAAAAAUGGUAAUUCAUCGAAUGAACAAUCAACCAAAUUGUCUAAGAGUAUACAACAUGAAACUAAACUGAACGGAGAUCAACUAAAAUUGAACAAUAAAUUGGGAGACAAUAGUGCCAAGAAUCAUUUAUCCUCAAAGGCUCCUGUUACAUUUGCUAAUGGCACAAGAUCUACACAAGCAACUGCAUGCAAUUUCAUCAAUUCUAUGGACCAAGACACUGAUGAAGAUGUGAUGAGUGCAAGUGUAUCUUCCAUGUUUUUAAACACCAAUAACAUCAAGCCUCAAGGCGUGAAUGCUGGGGUUACAAGUCAAUUGAAGCAUAAGACUGUAAUGAAUAGUAGUGGUUUGAACUUGCCUAAGUCUCAAAUGCAGUUAAACUUAUCCUCCAGUCAAGGAAGCGCCCAUGUGAAUCACAUUAAUGUAUCGGGUCCUUACAAUUCUGGCAUUACAACAAAUUCAGGUUUACAUAUACAUAAUGCAACAACAUCAAUAAUGCAGUCAAAUUUAUCCGUAACUAAGCCAAGUGACGAUAUUGACAUGAAAAAUAACGUGGAUUAUGCUUCUGGAAUUGAAAAAUGUCCAUCGAAAGUAUCGUGCAGUUCAGACUCCAGUCCAGAAAUUGACAGUGCCUGGACAUCAAGGUCCUAUGGAUCUAAUAGCAUGUUGAAUAAUAUAGGUGGUAGUAUAGGUUCAACAAGUCAAGGAACAUGUUGUUUUUUAAGACCUAACAUUAACGGGAGCAGAGAGGUAGCAGGACCAAGUGGAUUACAAAGAAAUACACAAAGAGAACGAAUAGAAAGGAGAGAUUCAAGUUCUGGAAAUGAAGGUGACAUGUCAGAUGGAGAAGAUUAUUGUAUUUAUACUUACAAGGGAAAUGAUGAAACUGUAUAUUUGGCUCAAAGGGAAGAAAUGAAUCAAGGACAAGUGGAAGAACGUGAAGAGCAGGAGCAAUGCCAUAGUGGUAGAUCAAGUCCAGAGAUGGAUUUCUUAGAGAUGGACUUUGAUCCAGGACCGUCCUGUGAACAGGACACAGGAGAUAGCGACUUGGCCUCUAUAAAUGAAGAUAUACAGAAUAUAGCGUUAGAUAACGUAGAUUCGGAUCCAGUAUUAAACGAUUUAAGUAGCGGUAAAGUUGUGGCUAAACAAGGAAUUGCGACUACAUCCCAGAACCCAAAGCAAAGUGUACAAAAUGUGAAUAAUACAGAGCCCCAGCCAUGUUCUAGCAAUAGUCUACCCACACCAGAACCAAGUAUAAAAUCUAGUUACCCUUCGCCAUGGAUGCCAACCAGUAGUAACGCAAUUGGAAAAUGGGAAAGUAGUAAAACGUAUCGGAGUACGAAAUGUCCUUUACGAGAAUCAUAUGGAUAUCACAAUACGAGUGGAGAUCUCAUUUCACCCGGCGAUAAUAGAGAUUCGGAUGCAGAAUUAUGGGCUGAAUCAUCGUCAGUACCCGUUUCAGAAAGCUCGAGUUCAAACUCGAGAAGAGUGAAUCUUAGUUCAACUCUUUAUCAUCGAAUGAUGGCCAAGAAGUUAAUGCUCAAUAAGCAAGCUGCGUUCAAUCAGAGUGGCGAUUCGAAUCUAGAAAAUGAAUUAUCUAAUGAACGAUUGGAUGGCCUUUUACCAGUUGAAAAAGUGAUGUUAUGGAGCGAACAGGAAUCUACAGUGAAACAAGUUACUCAAAUAGGAACCUCUGCCUGUGGUGCUACUGCUGCUAUAAAUGCUUUGUUGGCUUUAAAUGUAUCAUUUUCAUUGGAAACAUUAAUAAAAGGUGUGAAUACUAGACAAAGAGAACCGGGUACACCGUUACCACGAUAUUUAUAUAGCCGCUCAGUGGCUGGAUCGACACACAACGAUAUAGCUCGUGGUAUAGCUUUAGGUACGAACGGAUUAGCUAUAACAAAGUUCUUCGCAUUUUACCCAGAGAGAAAAGUUUCUUUGUCACAUUGGCUACAUUAUUGGAUAUCGAAAGGUGCUGCACCCAUAGCGACGUUAAAUUUGCAACAUUGCGGAGAGGGAUGCGAUAUUCCAGAUGCGUGGCAUCACCAAAUGAUAUUUGGUGUGGCACAAGCUGGAAUUUAUUUAACGAAUCCAUUAGAAUGCCUACCAGAGCAGCAUGUGUGGCAUCAACUUGUAAGUCCUAGCGUUUUAUUAGUGCGAAGAGCUGAUGUGUUAGCUCAUUGGAAUCCCAAUACAGAUUUAACACCGCUCGCUGCUAUGGAUCAAAUGUGGCGAAAGCUCAAUGUUCUAGGUCAAGUUGUAAAUAUGGUACGCGAAGCAAUGACCAAAAGACGCCAACUUAAUAAUUUAACUACUGGUGCAACUCAUAUUCGUAUUCCCGCAUCUUAUCAAGCAGGCAUUACAUUAGUUAUGUGUGCAAAUUCUGCAGCUGCUUCCGAAUUGUUACAUGCUGAACAAUUACCAAUACUCUAG
Messenger RNA from Ceratina calcarata, 3116 nucleotides. RefSeq lists its product as uncharacterized. NCBI's taxonomy places the organism in Eukaryota, Metazoa, Arthropoda, Insecta, Hymenoptera, Apidae. The coding region runs from base 618 to 3116 and encodes 832 amino acids. The record is from RefSeq and is a predicted model, not a curated record. The transcript has 10 exons.